Molecule: messenger RNA, 5223 nt
Organism: Jaculus jaculus (lesser Egyptian jerboa)
Lineage: Eukaryota; Metazoa; Chordata; Mammalia; Rodentia; Dipodidae
Gene: Slc39a10
Product: solute carrier family 39 member 10
Exons: 11
Coding region: 200-2632 (810 amino acids)
Biological process (GO): positive regulation of B cell receptor signaling pathway; zinc ion import across plasma membrane; intracellular zinc ion homeostasis
Cellular component (GO): membrane
Molecular function (GO): zinc ion transmembrane transporter activity
Source: RefSeq, a predicted model, not a curated record
GCGGGCUUUGGUGAAUACGCGAUUUGGUGCAGCCGGGCUUUGGUACCGAGCGGAGAGGAGAUGCACACGGCACUCGAGUGUGAGAUAAUGUACACUGAAGAAACCUCAUCACAUUUAUAUAUCCAGUGAAUGGAGCUAAACUCAGACUAUCAUUACCUCACACUAUCAUCUUCUAGUGGAAACCCAAGGAGAAGUAGAAAUGAAGGUGCACAUACACACCAAGUUCUGCCUCAUUUGUUUGCUGACAUUUGUUUUCCAUCAUUGUAAUCAUUGCCAUGAAGAACAUGACCAUGGCCGUGAAGAGCUUCACAGACACCAUCGUGGAAUGACAGAAUUGGAGCCAAACAAAUUUUCAGUGCAGGAUGCUGAGAGUGAAAAAAAGUACUAUAUUGAAAAACUUUUUGACCGCUAUGGUGAAAAUGGAAGAUUAUCAUUUUUUGGUCUGGAGAAACUUUUAACAAACUUGGGUCUUGGAGAGAUAAAAGUAGUUGAGAUUAAUCAUGAGGAUCUUGGCCACGAUCAUGUUUCUCACUUAGACAUUUUGGCAGUUCAAGAGGGAAAGCAUUCUCACUCACACAAUCACCAGCAUUCCCACAGUCAUACAAAUUCAGAAAAUCAAACUAUGACCAGUGUGUCAACAAAAAGAAACCACAAAUGUGAUCCAGAGAAAGAGACAGUUGAAGUGUCUGUAAAAUCUGAUGACAAGCGUGUGCAUGGCCACAACCAUCGCUUACACCAUCACCAUCGCUUGCGUCAUCACCUUGAUCGCAACACCACUCGCCAUGGUCACAAUGAUUCCAUUACUCACAGUGAGCGGGGUGAACCCAGCCAGGGACCUUUGACAGAGACCAAUAAAACACAGGAACAGUCUGAAGUUAAGUCACUGAAAAGGAAUAACCGCGAUCAGGGUGAACAGUAUGAGCAUAACCGGGUCCACAAACUUGAUCGAGUGCAUAACCCAGGUCAUCCUCAUGCUCAUCCUCCAGAGCAUAACAGUCAUGAUCUUGGACAUCAGGAUCUCAGUCUUGAUAAUGAGGGUGAACUUCGACAUACUAGGAAGCGAGAAGCACCGCAUGUGAAAAAAAGUGCAAUUUAUUCAGCUGCUAGUCACAAAGACCACAAUGAAGAUGACCGUCAACAUGAGUGUUUGAACGUCACUCAGUUAUUAAAACACUAUGGUGUGGGUCCCAGCUCUCCCAUCUCACCCGACCUGUUUACAUAUCUUUGCCCCGCAUUGCUAUAUCAAAUCGACAGCAGACUUUGUAUUGAGCAUUUUGACAAACUUUUAGUUGAAGAUUUAAAUAACGAUAAAACACUGGUUCCUGAAGAUAAAGCAAAUAUAGGAGCAUCAGCAUGGAUAUGUGGUAUCAUUUCUAUUACUGUCAUCAGCCUGCUUUCCUUGCUGGGUGUGAUUUUGGUUCCUAUCAUUAACCAAGGAUGCUUCAAAUUCCUUCUCACAUUCCUUGUUGCACUAGCUGUGGGAACAAUGAGUGGAGAUGCCCUCCUUCAUCUACUGCCCCAUUCUCAGGGUGGUCAUGAUCACAGUCACCAGCAUGCACAUGGGCAUGGGCAUUCACAUGAACACGAGUCCAAGAGGUUUUUGGAGGAAUAUGAUGCUGUGUUGAAAGGACUCGUUGCAUUAGGAGGCAUCUAUUUGCUGUUCAUCAUUGAGCACUGCAUUCGAAUGUUUAAGCACUACAAACAACAGAGGGGGAAACAGAAAUGGUUUAUGAAGCAGAGCACAGAAGAAUCCACUAUUGGAAGAAAACUUUCGGAUCAUAAGUUAAACAACACACCAGAUGCUGACUGGCUUCAGCUCAAGCCUCUUGCCGGAACUGAUGACUCGGUUGUCUCUGAAGAUCGGCUUAAUGAAACUGAACUGACAGAUUUAGAAACCCAGCAAGAAUCUCCUCCAAAAAAUUAUCUUUGUAUAGAAGAGGAGAAAAUCAUGGACCAUUCUCAAAGUGAUGGGCUACAUACCAUUCAUGAGCACGAUGUCCACGUCACUACACAUAACCACCACGCUGAGAGCCAGACUGUGCUGAGGAAGCAUAACCAUCAGUGGCACCACAAGCAUUCUCACCAUUCACACGGUCCCUGUCACUCGGGGUCAGAUCUGAAAGAAACGGGAAUAGCUAACAUAGCCUGGAUGGUGAUUAUGGGGGAUGGCAUCCACAACUUCAGUGAUGGGCUAGCCAUUGGAGCGGCUUUCAGUGCUGGGUUGACGGGAGGAAUCAGUACGUCUAUAGCUGUCUUCUGUCAUGAGCUGCCACAUGAGUUAGGGGACUUUGCAGUUCUUCUGAAAGCAGGAAUGACCGUAAAGCAAGCAAUUGUGUACAACCUCCUUUCCGCCAUGAUGGCGUAUGUGGGCAUGCUCAUUGGCACAGCUGUCGGCCAGUACGCCAACAACAUCACACUCUGGAUUUUUGCGGUCACUGCAGGCAUGUUCCUGUAUGUAGCAUUGGUGGAUAUGCUUCCAGAAAUGUUGCAUGGCGAUGGUGACAAUGAAGAGCAUGGCUUCUGUCCCGUCGGGCAAUUCAUUCUUCAGAAUUUAGGACUGCUCUUUGGAUUUGCCAUCAUGCUGGUGAUCGCCCUCUAUGAAGACAAAAUUGUGUUUGACAUCCACUUUUGACCAUUCCUAGUAAUCUUUGUUGAUUACGAGAAUGUAACCAUGCAGCUCUGCAUCUCUUCCUUGUACUGUGUGCACAUUGCUCAAAGAAGUCAGUGGCUUGCACUGGUUCCAAGUUCCGUAGCUUUGAGCCUAACCACAACAGACUGGUGCUCAGUACUGUGUCCCUGCAUGACUGGGUCUUUAAAAACAUAAAGUUUGUGAUAAAGACAGGAGAAAAUGGGACUCCAUAAACCAAUGUUGAUAAAAGUUUGAUUAAGACUUAAAAAAAAAUAAUCAUAUAAAACACUAGUCUCUUUAUUAGUAGAAACUUCUGUGGCUAUGCAGAAAUAGUAAUUGAACCAAAAAAAUCAUUUAAACUUUAAAAAUAUUUUAAAUGGACUUUGAGCAGACUUUGUUGUGUAUGUGUGUGUGUGUGUAUGUGUGUGUGCGCACGCAUAUGUGUGCUAAGAAUGAAUUUUAGUGCCAUUUUUAAUUCAGCUAAAUGUAUACAUAUGGGGUCAGUAGGGAUCAACUUGACUCAACUUUGAGGUUGCAUAAAGUAGACGAUAGGAACUAAAGGAAAGCCCAGGCUGCACUAGAGUAUGGAACUUAGCAUUGAAAGCCCUUAUUCUUGAAUCUAGAGUUACUAUUUUUGUAUAUAUUUGCAUAGUGUUUAAAUACGCAGCCUAAACUACUGAAAUUUGUGAUUGUAUGUUUGUGUGAGCUUCAGUUUAAUGAAAGAUUCAUAAUGGUUCUUUGUAUUAUUAUAAUACUUGGUGUUUGGGGAUUUUUUUUUUUCCAUUUGCUUUUCUAACUUUAAUUUUGUUUUUGUUGUUUUUCUUGUGUGGGGGUUGUCAUGGCCAGAGCAUGGAGUCAGCUGCUUUUUCCUUAACAUUGUAACCCUCCAGGAGAUGGUGAAGAAACGGUGUCCAGCAUUCCAGUAUCGAAUAGGCUAAUUGGGAAAUUUAAGUUUUGAAUGUUCACAUUACUUUACCAGUUUGGCUUUGGAACUAAGAGCAUAUGCUGUGACUGGCAAUGGCUUUGAAGGCAGAAAACCCAGGUUUACUAUGUCUACAAUCUGUAUAUGAAAUGUCAGUUAAACUGUUACCAGGAUAAGCUCCAUGGAUACCAUGGCUAUCAUGGUACCAAGUAAAUGACAAAUCUAAAAAUCACUUCACUCUUUUUGUGCCAAGGUGUGCUGUUGGUGCCUGAUAGGGAGUAGUCUAUGUUUUAGAUGCCCUGUUGUAGGUGAUCUGUGAAAAGUGCAAGCCAUGCUUAUCCUGAAUUUUGAUUAAGUCAUUCGUAGUACUAGUCAUGUGCAUGCAGCGCUCGUUUACAUCUUGUGCCACUUGAUCUUCAUUUCUGCCAGGUACCCUGUAUCUGAGCUGUGUGCGCCUAGCUUCAUUGGAAUCUGCUUGGUGGCCAGUAUAGCUCUUUUAAAAAUCUUAUGUUUCAAAUAUGUAAGAGCCAACUCUUUCCAUUCCACUUCAAAUGUUUUUACUUAGCCUUUUCCUUUCUGCAGCUCCUUUCCUCUUCCUCUCUAAACUUCUUGAAGGAAAGGUUUCUGAGAGCAGCCACACACACCAGGUGAUAGGGGAUCAGCGCCAGUGUUACUUCGUGAUGCAGAAAACAAGGGAGCAUAGGUAUUGUCAUGUCUGUGCUUUAUGUUUGAACUUGAAAAGUUGUUUGCAGAUUUUCCCAUGGUCUCCUUAUAGCAAGUACCAGUUUUAUACACAGAUUUUUCAACAUCAGGCAUCGAAUGGACAGUCCUUGCCUCAUUACCUGGUCCUUCGAGCAGCCUUGCUGAAAGGUGCUGGCGUUUUACUUAGUACUACCAACUUUAAGUGACUCGAAUAUUUUGCUUUCAGAACCAAGAUAGGUUUAUAGCUCGUUUAGGGGUCUUUGUACCCAAGGAGAAUUGUGCAUUCCAGCAUUAAAUCUGCUUCAUCUAAAGCAAUAGCUGGAACAUACUCCCAAGUGUCAAUGCCUACUUAAAGCAGAUUGGUUAUGCUACAGUAUAUACUGUUCUAUAAUCUCUGAAGACAUGGUAUUGUCUUUAUUUGCUGCAUUUUUUAGGAAGGCUGUGACAGUUGCUGCUAGUGUUUUCAUGGGGUUUCACCAGUAUUCAGUUUUACACCAUGCUAAUGUAUAGUUUCAAGUCUUACUAGACAAUCCUAAUUCCACUACAUUUCUGUUUGGCUCCAACAUUCCACUGAGCUUGACCAGUCUAGUUUGAACAUGGGUUUGUUGGAGAUCAUUCAUGUUACUUGUACAAUGCUGUCACCAUGUGACAUCCAUAUGAAUUUUGGUGUAUAUCACAUUGCAUUCAAUCAGCUGUGAUUAUGCUUAGAAAUACUAUAGUAACUAGGUGCAGUGUGAACUUUUUCCAUUAACAGUAAGUCAGUGGCUUAAAUGUGAUUAUGGUCCUGCAAGGUGAUACUUGCUAAAAUAUCUAAACCUUUUUUGUUGUAACUGAAUCAUUUUUUAAAAAAAUUAUAAGGCUGGAAGUGAUCAAAUGCUGUUUUUUUUCAUUGUUGACAGUGGUUUGUCAUUUUAUGUGUUCUGGAUGCUCAUGGAACACAUCCAAAAUAAAGUUAUUCAAAAAGAGAAAA